This is a messenger RNA of Ceratitis capitata (Mediterranean fruit fly), 2237 nucleotides long. RefSeq lists its product as uncharacterized. The coding region runs from base 694 to 2169 and encodes 491 amino acids. The record is from RefSeq and is a predicted model, not a curated record. The transcript is spliced from 5 exons. NCBI's taxonomy places the organism in Eukaryota, Metazoa, Arthropoda, Insecta, Diptera, Tephritidae.
GUGCCACUGGCCUAGUGCCAUUUGCACAUUUGACGGUCGGUAUAGCCCGCUGAGCUAUUCGGCUCCGAAACAUGUGUAGGUCCUGCUACUCCGAAUUUCUCGCCUCCGUUGCGGAUGCUGUUGCCGUGGCAAUUGUUGUCGUGGGUGCUAUAGUGUUUUCCAAGCAGCAUUCGCUACAUAUCUAUGCUGGUUAUCACCAGUCAUCUCAGUCAUCAUUCAAUGACGAAAGUGUACGGUUCGUUCACGCGGUUGAGUCGGAGAGUUGAAUCGAAUUGUGAAAAGCCUCGCCUUAAUUCAGUGCAUAUAUAUUUGCUACAGUUGUCAAGGAAUGUGGAAAUCAAUCAAUUGCUGUUAAUGGCUUUUUAGUGACAAGAAAAGAAGUAUAUAAAAGAACAAUAAAAUAAAUAAAAUCCAUAAGUCUAGCGAAUUUGUAUUGACAACGGUAAAAACACCGUUAUACAUUAACGCGCCUUGAAAGAUACAAGUGAACGGAUGGAGGAAGCAAAGCAAAUCUUCAUAAAUCAUGCGAACCAUUAAUUGAUUUAGAAUUCAAUAGAAAAGUGUUGAAAGCUCCUUAUAUUUAUUCAAAUGCCAAUCGGAAAAGUUUGUUUUUUGUGUGAGUCACACAGCGAUUCGUAGGUGGAUGCGCUCCCCCAUAUUUUCAAGGAGAAAUUAAUUCCAUAUGACAAUACCAUGGACGAUAUGAUAGUCCAGAACAAUAAUCAACACUCAGUAUAUGUACUGAACUCUAAUUACCGAUAUUAUGGGAAUUUUUCACGACACAAUUUACUCGGAACCAAUGAUGGGACCAAUAAAAAUUCAUCAAAUUGCCAACACUCAUCAGCAGCGAGAUCCGGCAAUAGAAGUUGUUCAGCCAGUACACUAACAUUCGAACAUAAAUUAUGUAAUUUGGGGAACUUUCGCGACGUUCCGGAAGCAAUCGGAAUUCCUGUCACAACCGCCCCACCUUCGCUUUCCGCAACAGUGCCAACAACAACAAUAGCACCGCCCCCAACGAGAUGCCUGCCACCAACGACUGCAAUUCAAAAAUUCUUCAACUGCAGCUACGUGUCAGCUGCCGGUGAAGGCAAUGGCGUACAUGCGCUGCUUGCUGGAUCCAGUCGCGGCGACGGAUGUGGAGGGGCAGUGGAAGUGCUCUCUGUGCAGCGUACAUGCCAAAUCAAAACUAGUAGUAGCAACAAUAAGAAAAAAAGUGUUAACUUGAAACCAUCGCUCAUCGCAAAGAAGACGAAAUUUCGAAAAUUUAUUGAGGAGGAAAAGUGGAGGGCAAAUGAGGAGUGCACUGGUGAAAAUGAAUUUCUGCAUAGUGGCGACAAUGCUUGUUUGGAUUGCACUGGUCCUAGAACACCCAUUGAAUUUCAUACCAACUCAUGUGUGAAGGAAUCAAAUGCUGCUGAGUCAACAAUGUUAACUGCUUCAAUGGCCGCAAUGGCAAGUUGUGAGUCGUAUAACACCACCGUUAAACAUGACUGGAAUGGAAAACUCGAUGAGAGUGCAGCUGGCAGUGGGAGCAAGCGACAUCAGGAGCAAAAGCAGUCGAGCUAUUGGAGCGGAAACGGUGAUAGUAGCCAUCAACAAAAGCAUGCCCAACCACAGUUAGAAGUGUGGAAAUUAUCGCAACAACAAAAAAGCAAUUACGAUCUCUACAAAGAAGCGACCGAGUUGCUGGGACUCUCUUGUACACUUUGUGAUAACUGCCGUUGCCUCGAAUGUCAGAGUAGCUACUUUGACUGUGAUGACUCUGACAGCUUGCCCGAUCUAUCCAAUUCAGAGGAGUUCGACGAGGAGACCAUGAAUGCGAUAAACAGCUCUGUUGAUCUGGUGAUGUAUGCUCAUUGCUACAGCGACAAGGCGAUGACAAACAAUGGGAUAUCAACAACUCAAUCAGAACAACGUUGGAAAAUAGCCGACCAAUCGCAACGACAGACGCAGCAGACACAUCACAUAAGUCAUGCUGUAAAUUGCAAUGCAACGGAUUUGUUAGAUAGUGGAUAUGACAGUUGUAAAUUGGCUGUUGAUGAUGAGGUGCAUUCAAGUGAACGCCACCCACCCAAUGAGAUAGAAAAUUUUAUGAGUUUCAACGAGCUAAGUUUGUCGGAUAUCGGCGUAGAGGCGUCUUCUGGAACCGAAAAGGAGAGACGAGGAUAGAUAUUCAUGUACAUAUGUACAUAUGUACAUGAUUGAUUCUAUAUAAAUAUGUAAGUUGCUUUAUUUAA